Messenger RNA from Pollicipes pollicipes, 5307 nucleotides. RefSeq names its product cubilin. Gene Ontology annotation, molecular function: calcium ion binding. The record is from RefSeq and is a predicted model, not a curated record. The transcript is spliced from 32 exons. The coding region runs from base 1 to 5307 and encodes 1768 amino acids. Lineage: Eukaryota; Metazoa; Arthropoda; Thecostraca; Pollicipedomorpha; Pollicipedidae.
AUGGACGUCAAUGAGUGUCAGAGCUCGCCGUGUCAGAACGGUGCCACCUGCUCCAACACGGUCGGCUCGUUCACCUGCACGUGCAGCGGCGACUAUACGGGCCCGCUCUGCCAGACCCGUCAGCAGGCGUGCGGGGGCGCACUGGACAGUCCCGGCGCCCUCUCCUUCCCACACACGGGCGUCACCUAUCCGCACGAGGUCAGCUGCGCCUGGCUGAUCCGCGCGCCGCCUGACAAGGUGCUCAACGUCACCUUCACGCGCUUCCAGCUGGAGCCCUCCAGUGGCAGCUGCCGCUACGACUGGCUCCAGAUCCAUGACGGCGUGAACAGCGCAGCGCCGCUGCUGGGGCGCUACUGUGGUCAGGACACACCGGGGGCCGGUUCCAUCGUCUCCUCGCACAACAGGCUCUACCUCUGGUUCCGCUCCGACCACAGCGUCACCGACAUCGGUUUCGCCAUGAAUUUCGAGUCCUCCGAUCCAGUAUGCGGCGGGGCGCUCGUCGACGAGUACGGCAGCAUCAACUCGCCCGGCUACCCGGGCCGCUACCCGCACAACCGCGACUGCGUCUGGACAGUGGCCGCGCCGCUCGGAAAGAGGCUUCGCUUCCAGUUUGCCGUGCUCAAGCUAGAGACGCACCCCAACUGCAGCUACGACUACUUGGAGGUGCGCGAUGGGUACUCGGAGACGGCGGACGUGCUGCAGCGGUACUGCAGCACGACCCUGCCGCGGCCGCUCACCACCUCCGGGCCGUUCGCCUGGCUCCGGCUGCACACGGACCAGAGCAGCGCCGACCAGGGCUUCCACAUCACCUACUCCCAGAUCCCAGGCAUACCGGGCUGCGGCGGCGAGCUGGCCGGCGAGCAGGGCACCCUCUCCACGCCCACGCACAUGCAGCGGUACCACCACAACAUGGACUGCGAGUGGAGGAUCCGCGUGCCGGGGAACGAACGCGUACAGCUGGUCUUCGAUAGCUUCGAACUGGAGGGCAGCUUCAACUGCAUCUUCGACUUUGUCGAGGUGCGGGACGGCCCUGACCCGGACAGCCCGCUGGUCGGCCGAUACUGCGGCCGCAACACGUUGCCGCCGCCCUUCGCCGCCUCCGGCAACGAGCUGUACGUCCGCUUCUACUCCGACUACAGCGUCUCCCACGGCGGCUUCUCGGCCACCUACGACGUCGUGUGUGGCGGCGUGUUCUUCAGCGAGUCCGGCGUACUCCGGUCGCCUAACUUCCCCGAGAACUACCCGCACGGAAAGCGAUGCGAGUACCUCAUCCGACAGGAGCCCGGCCGAGCCAUCAUUCUGCAGUUCCACGACUUCCUCAUGGAGAACAGCUUCGCCUGCUUCUUUGAUUACCUGGAGGUGUUUGAUGGCCGAGACUCCUCCUUCCCAUCGUUGGGGAAGUUCUGUAACGAGCCUCCGCCAACUCUGAUAUCUAGGCACAACUACAUGUACAUCCUGUUCGUCACCGACGGCAGCGUUCACAAUCGGGGAUUCCUGGCCAACUUCACUUCCAUUGACACAGAAUGUGGCGGGAUUCUGGUCGACCAACAAGGCACCAUUAACUCACCUACACACCCGGAGCAGUACCCAAACGGCAUUACGUGCAGUUGGGUAAUCCACCGACCUCCAGGGGAGAUCGUGCGGCUAACCUGGUUAUCGUUCUCGCUGGAGGCAGCGACUCGCACAGGCUCCUGUUACGACUCUGUGUCAGUGUAUGACAACAGCACGGCGGCGGCCGGCACCAACGGCGGCCUCAUCGGCAGACCGUACUGUGGCCAACGGCUGCCUCCCAUCAUGACCACGCUGGGAAACGUGAUGACGGUGAUAUUCACAUCUGACACUAGUAUAACCCAUGAUGGAUUUGCGGCCUCCUUCAUCGGUCUGAACGCGUCCACACUGUGUGGCGGGACGUACCACACUAUUUCCGGCGUGCUGACUUCCCCGAACUUCCCGGGACCCUACCCGCCCAGCAAGGAGUGCACCUGGAUCAUCGAGGCGCCGCAGAACCAACAGAUCAUGCUCAACGUCUCCCACUUCGACAUGGAGGAUCACUUCGAAUGCAACUAUGACUACUUGGAGAUCAGGAACGGCGGCUCGGCGACGGCGCCGCUGAUCGGCAAGUACUGCGGCACCAACAUGCCGCGUCAGAUCUCGUCGCACGCGCACCGGCUCUUCCUGCACUUCCGCUCGGACGGCUCACUGAGCGGCGCCGGCUUCCGCAUCUCCUGGGACGCCACGGCCACCGGCUGCGGCGGCCGACUGACCGGUCCCCGGGGCAGCAUAAUCUCGCCCAACUACCCGCAACCGUACGCCCACAUGGCCGUGUGCACUUGGGUCAUCGCUGGCAACGCCGGUAACAAAGUGCGCAUCUCCUUCCUGGACAUGGACAUCGAAGGCAGCGACACGUGCAACAUGGACUACGUGGCGGUAUACGAGGGAGCCGGCCCCUCCGCCGUGCUGAAGAAGCGGGCGUGUGGCUCCGACCAGCUGGACGUCGUCGAGUCCAAGACCAACAUCAUGACCGUCAAGUUUGUGACGGACUUCUCGGUCAGCGGCCGCGGGUUCCACGCGCGUUACGUGAUUGACUGCAACAACAUCGUGACGGGCAGCCACCGGGGCGUGAUCGAGUCGCCGAACUUCCCCGAGCCGUACCCGCACGACCGUGACUGCACCUGGACCAUCAUGGCUCCGCUUGGCAACACGCUGAACAUCUCCUUCUCCCACUUCGAUGUCGAAGACCCCAGCUCGUCCGGAUGCGAGUACGACUACAUAGAGAUCAAGGAGGGAGAGAAGAGCCAGGCGCCCACGCUAAUCGGCUCCCGGCUGUGCGGCCGCGACGGUCUGCCCGCCCCCAUCUCCACCGCCAAGAACAUGGCCUACGUCCACUUCAAGUCGGACGAAUCUGUGGCCCACAACGGCUUCAGGCUGGAGUGGUUUGUGCACGGCUGCGGCGGCCUGCUGACCAAGCGCAGGGGCACCCUCCAGUCUCCGAACUACCCGCAGCCCUACCCCAAGUGGACCCAGUGUGACUGGCAGAUCCGGGCCAGACCGGGCUACAGGGUCGAGCUGACCAUCGACUUCUUCGACAUCGAGUCGGCGCACAACUGCGCUUACGACUCUCUGAAGGUGUUCGGCGGACCGGACGACACGGCGCCAAUGCUCACCAACCUCUGCCACGCCCAGACCGCCCCGUCCACGGUGAUCUCGCAGGGCAACAACAUGCUGGUCCGCUUCUACAGCGACGGCUCCGUCUCCGGCCACGGCUUCCACGCCCGCUACCGGGUCCGCAGAGGAGGCUGUGGCGGGCGGUUCACGGCGGUGCGCGGCUCGAUUCACUCCCCGAACUACCCGCUGGUGUACGACAGCCACUCGGACUGCACGUGGCGGAUCAGCGUGCAGCGCCACCACACCGUGCAGCUCACGUUCGACGACUUCGACGUGGAGCCGCACACCAACUGCUCCUUCGACUACGUCGCCGUCCGGGACGGGUGGUCGCGACGCUCGCCGCUGCUGCUGAAGCACUGCGGCAACCGCGUGCCCGAGCCGCCCACCGUUACCUCCACCGGCAGCAGAAUGCUCGUCCGACUCAAGGCCGAUGGCUCCGUGGCCGCCAAGGGAUUCGUCGCUAACUACACCAUGGGUUGCGGCGGCACCAUCAACGUCACUUCCAUGGAUCACAUUUCGUCGCCGAACUUCCCGAUGACGCACAUGGGCAGCCUCAACUGCACCUGGAUCCUGCAAGCCCCCCGACCCGGCGACCACGUGUGGAUGCAGUUCAACGCGCUGAUGCUGCACAGCCAGCUGCCUUCUGCCAACUGUUCGUACGACUACCUGGAGGUGCGGGAGGGCACCGGCCCGGACGGACCCGUGCUGCACCGCUACUGCAGGUCACAGCUGCCGCCGGCGGUGACCUCGCGCGGCGGCGCACUUCGGCUCCGGCUGCAGGUGUCGGCCGGCGUCGGAGUCCUCUUCAGCGCCGGCUUCUCCAACGUCUCCACCGGCUGCGGCGGCCGCCUGGCUGCCGAGACUGGCCUGCUCGCCUCGCCCAGCUACCCCGACAGCUACCCCAACGACGUCGAAUGCUGGUGGAAAAUCUACGCCUCUGCGGGCAACGGCAUCCACCUCAGCUUCCGCACAUUCCAGAUCGCUGAGACAGACUUUUGCAACGGCGAUUAUCUAGAGGUGCGGGAGCGGACUACGGCGGGACGUCUGCUGGGUCACUUCUGUGGCUCGGAGGCCCCGACGAACGUCAGCUCAACCGGUUCAAUGAUGGUUCGGUUCCAUUCGAAUGAGGCAGGCACGGGGUCCGGCUUCCUGGCCGAAUUCGCCACAGCCCGCCGCAUGGACCUGUCGGGACCGUCCGGUGCGAUCGAGUCGCCACUGUUCCCCCUGCAGUACCUGCAGCGGAGCCAGUUCUCCUGGAGCAUCACAGUUAACAGCAGCCAGUAUAUCCAGAUCCGGUUUGUCAUGGUGCAGGCGGACCUGGACCCCAUCGACGGCGGAUGCCACAGCUACAUUCAGGUGUAUGACGGGCCGGACCGGUCGGCGCCGCCCCUGGGCGAGCCCGUCUGCGGCAUGGACCUACCCGAGCCACUCGUCUCCUCCUCCAACGAGGUGCUGGUCCACUUCGUCAACCGACCGCGCUACUCAGGCUCGCGCUUCAAGCUGCGCUGGCAGCAGCUGAGCCAGCGGCCUCCGCCCGGAGACGUUGCGCAGUCCGGGGCCGACUCCUGUGCGUACACGCUUUACCUGGCCGAGGGCAACCGUACCGACAUCACCUCGCCCAACUUCCCGGGCGGCUACAUGGGCAACCAGUUCUGCAGCUGGACCAUCAGCUCGGAUCCGCACAGGCGUGUUCAGCUGCGCGUCAACACCGUCGACCUCUUCAACUACUUCCAGUGCACCUCGGACAACAUCACCGUCUACGACGGUCACCAGGGGACCGCUAACUGGGUCCCGCUGGCAACACUCUGCCGCCGCUCUGAAGGCGGCACGACCCUGGCAGCUAGCGGGAGCCUGCUGAAGCUCGAGUUCGCCGCGAUGCCCUUCUACCGCCGUCACACGCAGGCCGGCUUCAACGUUACCGUCGAUACGGUGUGCGGCGGCUUCCUGACCGACCCGAACGGAGUGGUGAGCAGCCCCGGCUUCCCGGCACGACACGAGGGCAGGCUGACCUGCGAGUGGACGCUGCUCGUGAGACCCGGCCGCACCAUCCUGGCCGAGAUCACCGACCUCGACAUCCCCGGAGACUCGUCAUGUCCCAACGGAUACGUUGUGGUGAGACUGCUGGCAUUCCGCAGAGCCUGA